AAUAAAUCACUUCAUUCCAAGCUCUUCCCGCUGUUUUGUUUACUCCGGGUCUUGUCAAUUCAAUUCAAUUCAAUUGCUUUUCUCUCAUAAAGGCAUCUUAGCGCAAUUAACUUGAAGCUCGUCCACAUUAUCAUCCACUCUUCAAGCUACUCACGUUCCUGAAUUUGAUCAAUUGAACGAUAACUACAAAAAUGGAGCAUCCAGUCAAGGAAAUUGGCGGCGUUAUCAAGUCCCUCACUCAGGGCAGCCCUGAUGUCCAAGAAUCGACACUGAGAGAAUACUUUCUCCCCAACGCCUCAUUUUCACACCCAUACUGCCGUGUUCCUUCUAUUUCGAAAGGACAGAUCCCUUUGGCAGGAGGCCUUGAGUCCAUCCAGUUGAUACUGGCCAUCUAUAGAUGGUAUCGUACUCUAAGUCCACACAUUGACCUCAAGGUCGAUUCAGCAGCCUUUGACCAGAAAAGCGGUCUUCUAUACGUCUCCAUCCGUCAGACAUUCGCGCUCUGGUUCAUCCCUCUGUACAAAGCACCUGUGAAGCUUGUGUCUGUUCUACAGCUUACACAACUCUCACCAGAGUCAUCAUCAGAAGACGAAGGACCAGAGGAUAGCGAGCCGCGUCGACAAAACCCGCGCUACUACAUCGCCAGUCAAGAAGAUCUUUAUCCAGUGAAUGACUGUAUUCAAUUCCUGUGCCCUGGUCUUGGUCCCUUUUUGUGGACUAUUUGGCAGCUCUACAGUACUUGGCUGUGUGUAAUGGGAUCUUUGUUGUUCUUGCCUGUGUACUUUCUGCUCAACGGUAAAUCAUCAAAGACGAAGAAGAGAAUUCCCAAGUUUUAGCUUGGGUUUAUGAGCGGGUUUGAAAGACGGGUUUUUGAGUUGGGGCUUUAUAGAAUACGCUUUAUGACACGACUAAUGACGGCGUAUUGGGCUAUUGUAAUGGGUUUGGGUCAAAGAUGGGCAUGGGCGUUUUUGUUUAUGUGAUUUCUAUCGACGUUCUUACAGCUCAAGAGCUACCGGGAAAUAAUGAAAGUAUUUGCUUCCGCGCAAUAUCUGUGAUCUACUACCGUAUGAUGAUAUGUAACUCAUCCGAGAGCAAGCAACUGUUUGUCACUCUUCUC
Messenger RNA from Fusarium verticillioides 7600, 1117 nucleotides. RefSeq lists its product as hypothetical. The transcript is spliced from 3 exons. The record is from RefSeq and is a predicted model, not a curated record. The coding region runs from base 192 to 836 and encodes 214 amino acids. Lineage: Eukaryota; Fungi; Ascomycota; Sordariomycetes; Hypocreales; Nectriaceae.